AUGACGGGCGCCAACAGCUGGGCGUCCCUCGAGGCGCGCUACGGAAAGCUCUUCCGGACGCUCACCUGGGUGGCCUUUAUCCCCGCCGUCCCCAUGCUACUUGCCCACGGCUUCAUGUCCAAGAAUGCCGUGCCGGUCGCCGGCCUCGUUCCGCAGUCGCUCUCCACCGUCGCGGGAAUAUGGCUCCUCCGCCGCAAGAGCAAGGCCCCCGGCGAGACCGGCGGGGAGGGCGGCGGCGGCGACCGCCUCAUGAGCUCUGUCGAACAUGCCGUCGAGGACGGCCUCGAGGAGGUCGAUUCUCUUAGUGAGAAGUUGUCCCACCCGUUUCUUGUGUUUGCCUUUGACAUAGCGAUUGCUGCGGGCAUUAUGGUUGUCCUGGUGUAUACGUGGAAGUCAUCGAGCACAUCGGCGGCGCUUAGCAUGCUCGCCGCAUAUGCGACGAUUCCCCUGAUUCUGAGCUUUAUCUCGCAUGUUGCCCUCGCUUUCGCCGCGCUCUGGGACGGCCUCGCCAUCCACGGCCACAUAAAAUGGGCCGCCGCGCGUGCCAUUGACUCGGACUGCCCCAACUGCAGCCACGGUCUCUGGCCCGAACGCCCGACGAUGCCCUGGUCGCGAUUCUUCCAGAAGAAGACCUCAGUCUCGUACGCCCCCGUCUUUACGGACGGAGCCCAGUCAUACCACUCGGAGGACGAAGACGACCAUGGAAUGCAGGGUUACGGUAUUGGGCCCGAGGCCAUUGAAGUUUUGCCCAAGAAGAAAUGCAAAAAGGCGCCGACAGUCGUUGACGAGACUUCGGCUCUGUUGGAGUAA
Messenger RNA from Cordyceps militaris CM01, 810 nucleotides. RefSeq lists its product as uncharacterized. The record is from RefSeq and is a predicted model, not a curated record. Lineage: Eukaryota; Fungi; Ascomycota; Sordariomycetes; Hypocreales; Cordycipitaceae. The transcript has 2 exons. Bases 1 to 810 code for a protein of 269 amino acids.